Molecule: messenger RNA, 609 nt
Organism: Adineta steineri
Lineage: Eukaryota; Metazoa; Rotifera; Eurotatoria; Adinetida; Adinetidae
Source: the annotation of a GenBank genome assembly
AUGUCGACAGUCUCUUCAAUUCAUAUCCACACACCCACAUCCACACCCUCAUGUCCAAGUAAAUCAGGACUUUGCUCAACACAUUUUCGAACUGGUGGAGCACGAGGUACAAAUCAAACACCAUUAAAUUGUUUAAAAAUAACAGGUGCAAGUAAAAGCCCAGAAUGUCAAGAUGCAUUUCUUCAACUUCAUAUUACUUCUCAAACAUCACUUUACAUGGAAAAUAUAUGGCUUUGGAUAGCUGAUCAUAAUUUAGAUUAUCCCGAUCAUUCACAAAUUGAUAUAUUUAAUGCUCGAACUAUUUUAGUUGAAAGUCAAGCUCAAACCGAAUCAGCUUAUUAUCAAAGUGAACCACCAGCUCCUGAACCAUUUACUUCUUUAGCUUCUUGGACUGAUCCAGUUUUUGAUUCAUGUUCAAUAAAUGAUAAUACUUGCGCUAAAGGUUAUGGUAUUGAUAUAAUUAAUGGAAAAAAUAUUUAUAUUUAUAAUGCUGGUCUCUAUAGUUUUUUUCGAAAUUGGAAUACAAAUUGUAUUGGAACACUUAGUGAUAGUUAUUGUCAGAAAGCAAUGUUUCGAAUUCAAGGAAAUACUCCAAAUGUUUAUAUUUAG